CCAAUUAGUUUACAUAUGAAAUCAUCGCUGGUAAAAAUAAUGGGCGACGCCGAAGAAAUUAACGACAUUUGUUCCCAGGAUGGGGUGCUACUCAUACAGGCCAAAUCCACGUACAUGUCGUUUAUGAACUGUAUCGGUACAAUAUACAUUAACGAAACAAGAGCGGAGCCACGCGAAAAGUUCCUGGAAUGGAAACCAAACGACGUUACGGUCGAUUCGGAGAUACAGGAUCAGGAAUGGGCAGUUGUGAACACCGUACAGAAAAGGACAAGAACCAUAAGCGGGAGUCUGCCUUUGGACUAUCACAACAGGUUGAAGAGUCUGAGGACUCCGCUGAAAGACAUAUGCAGCUUCAAAGUCGCCAAUAAGAAUCGUCAGUUGAAGUUUUACGAUGGGAAAGGAGAUCUGAUUUGCACGUUUCUGUUCCAAACCAACUGUGAUUUUAUUGUGGGGAAAUUUAAGGAGUUUUUCACCACGUCGCCAUCGAGGCGGGACAGGAAUUUGUUUUAUGUACAGGAACAGAAUACACCAGAGUACCAACAGCUGACUAGGUCUUUUGCCGAGCUCAACUUGCCUGAUGAUUAUGGGAUGUGGAAACUUCUCAACAAUUUCAAGCAACAGCCUGUUGAAGCUACCCUGGAGGCUUUCUCCAAAGUCACUACAAUCGUGUAUAGAACCAUGGAAAAACCAGAAAUCAACGAGAAAGACAAGGAAGAACUGAAUCGCAGCAUCACCGAAUACGGAACGUCCGGAUCUAGCGAAUAUGAAGUCGUCCCCAAAGUUCCCGAAUUACCCACACGUCCCGAAUUCCCUCGUUUGAAACCUCUGAACCGAGAACUGUGGCUCGAUCAUAUCGAUCGCGAGGGUAAAAUUUCGGACGUUGAGUCCGUAAAAAAUCACAUCUUCCGUGGUGGCAUUUGCCCCAGUUUGCGCCACGAGGUGUGGAAAUACCUUUUGGAAUAUUAUCCCUGGGAUAGCACCCAUUUAGAGCGGCAAAAGAUCGUUGAAUUAAAGAGGGAGGAGUAUUAUAAAAUGAAGGUGCAGUGGAAGACGAUAUCUAAAGAACAGGAAGACAACUUUAGUGAUUACAGAGACAGGAAAUCACUCAUAGAAAAAGACGUCAGCAGAACCGACCGGACUUUAGAUUUUUAUAAGGGGGACAACAAUGCAAAUCUAACCACUUUAUAUGAGAUCUUAAUGACUUAUGUAAUGUACAACUUUGACUUGGGCUAUGUGCAAGGAAUGAGUGAUCUUCUUUCACCCUUACUUAUGUUACUCCAGGACGAAGUCGAGGCGUUUUGGUGCUUCGUCGGCUUUAUGAAAAUCAUGUGCUCUAACUUUGACAUUGACCAAGCUGGCAUGAAGGAACAGUUCAAAAAAUUGCAAGAUCUGUUGGCGUUCUACGAACCUCAGCUAUACGCCUAUUUGCAAGAGCACGAGUCCGCCAACAUGUUCUUUUGCUUCCGUUGGCUUUUGGUGUGGUUCAAACGCGAAUUGAGUCAAGAUGAUGUGAUGCGUUUUUGGGAGGUGCUGUGGACCGGCUUGCCCUGCGAAAACUUCCAUUUGUUGAUCGCCGUUACGAUUUUAGAUAAUGAGAAGAAGGCUCUCAUGUCUAACGACAACGGGUUCACCGAAAUACUUAAGCAUAUAAACGAUUUGAGUGGAAAAUUGGACAUAGAUUCGAUUUUCAACAAAGCAGAAGGCAUUUUCCACCAGAUAAAGGCGUCGGAACAUCUGACGGAUACUGUGAGAUUGAUUCUGGGAUUACCUAUUCCGCCCCCGAGUUUAGCGACGAGUAGUUCGAGGGAGAUUUCACCCCUGAAUGAAGAUGGGGAAUCAUCGCUGCCCAGGUGUUCUGUAAACGAAGUCAGAAUAUCGCCUGAUGAAGCCACUUACGAAAGAGGUUUGGACCAAUCGUUUACUUAGAAAGUACGUUUACCUACGUACGUAGAAAAAAAUGAAAAAAGGCAUUUUAAGAAACGUUCGUCCACACGAUAAAAUGAAUAUAGUCCAAAUGGAUUGGGGUCGUAUAACGAAAACAAUUAAAAAAGUCUUGUAACUCGUGCCCUGUGAUAAAUUUUACUACACUAGAUUGUAUAAGUAUCACCAAAAUUUUGCCAAUUUUAUUAAUAAUUAACACCAAUUAGGCUAAUAUUUUAAAAGAGGUUAUUCUCUAGUCGCGUUUACUGCUUGAAUGCCCGUAAAACAGGUUUUCUUUAAUUAGGACUAUUUGUAACGCAGUCAUUUAGAUUUUAUUUAUACGUUUCACCCCAUAUACAGGUGUGGAUGAUUUGUUCGUAACUUUAACGCAGUCAGAACGAUGAAGAGCAAUAAUUAAAACACAUAGUGUUACAUAAUGCCUUUCAAGAUUGUGUCUUAUUUCAAUUUUCCUAGUUAAUUGUACUGUGGUAUUUCAUAUGACGGCUUUGUUGCUGCAGCUUCUUAAUGAUUGUUAUUUGUGUAUUUUUUCAAAGUUUUAUUUUUGUACUGUCUUGUUUUAAAAUGUAUUCUAUGUAUAUUAUAUUAUAUAAGUUUAAUUGUAUAAUGAGCAAAACAUAUAGAAUUUGUAUUAAUGUUUUCCUUGGAACUUUUAAUAAACUGUUGUAUAUUUAUCAUCAAA
Messenger RNA from Aethina tumida (small hive beetle), 2620 nucleotides. RefSeq names its product TBC1 domain family member 15 (gene Tbc1d15-17). The coding region runs from base 16 to 1926 and encodes 636 amino acids. Gene Ontology annotation, molecular function: GTPase activator activity. The record is from RefSeq and is a predicted model, not a curated record. NCBI's taxonomy places the organism in Eukaryota, Metazoa, Arthropoda, Insecta, Coleoptera, Nitidulidae. The transcript has 6 exons. Gene Ontology annotation, biological process: activation of GTPase activity.